Molecule: messenger RNA, 2480 nt
Organism: Octopus sinensis (East Asian common octopus)
Lineage: Eukaryota; Metazoa; Mollusca; Cephalopoda; Octopoda; Octopodidae
Exons: 3
Coding region: 16-402 (128 amino acids)
Source: RefSeq, a predicted model, not a curated record
GUCUACACGACAUGUAUGAUUGUCUCUAUCAUAUUCAGCGUAUUUAAUUCCGUCCUUCUGUCAUUCUCCUGUUUUCUAUUUCAGAAUUUCAUUCGAGCUCAAGACAAGGCGUUGCUCUCCCAACUCCAGCAAUGCCAAGACAACAUAGAAUGGCUGAAGAGUCAAAGGCAGCAGGCUGCCGAACAACACGAGCUUCAGAGUCUUACGGAUGACGAUUCGUACUGGGAAGAUUGGGAGAUUUCUGAAUUUGAACGGGAGGAGAAGCUGGGUUUGCAGUCAUUUAAUUCGAAACGGUUUGCCUACAGUAACCCUGAACUGAACCAGUCCUUGCUGGCCACCUACACAGCUAAAAACACCACUCUCAAGAAUGACAUUGAAAUCCAGCUACAACCACCAGAGUAGCAGCAACAAGAACAAUAACAACAACAGCAACAACAAUAACAACAACAACAACAACAACAACAACAACAACAACAACAACAACAUCUACAACAACAACAACAACGACAACAACAAGAAUUACAAGAUCAACCAAAAGGCUUCUCUGAAAAUGCUACAUCCAGAUUUGCCAGUGAGUUCCUUGUGUUUAGGUUGUGAAGUUGGUUAAACGUCUGAUGUACCUGACGUUGAAAAUUGCUCCAAAACUGGUGAAACAUGGACACGUUUGAUGUUUAAGUUGCCCUGGCACUAAUUAAAAUAUCUGCCCCGACUAGUGUUUCGGUUCCCGAGACACUGGAGAAAUAUCUUGUAUAUCUGGUGUUUAAGUUGCUGUUGGGCUGGAUAAAUAUAUCCAGUGUUUAGUUAACUGAAGCAAUGGUUAAACAUCUCAUAUACUUUAUGUUUAGACUGCUGUGACAAUAGUCAUACAUCUGUCAUAUUUGGUGUUUAAAUUGCUGUAACGUUAGUUAAACAUAUGAGAUACUUGGUUUUUAGGUUGUUGUAACAUUCGCUAAACACCUGUGUACUGUGACAUUAAACACUAAAUACCUUUGGUGUUUAGGUUGUGAUACUGUUUAAGAAUUCGUUGAGACUGGUGAAGCAUCUAACAUUUUGAUGUUAGGUAUAUGAGAUCUCGAUUAAACGUGUGCCUUAUUUGGUGUUUAGGCUGUAUCAUUAUUUAAGCAUAUUUGAAGUGUGGUGUGAAUAUUGUGAUAUUGAUAUAACACCUGAUAUAUCUGGUGUUUAACUAAGUAUUAUAAUGUUUAAUAUGAAUUAGACAGGUGUCAAGCUUGGGUUGUUUAAUGUAAAAUUCACUGAACACAUGCUUUAUCAGGUGUUUAAGUUGUGACAGUAGAGAAGCAUCUAAUGUUCAGUAGUUAGAUGCUUAUGAGAUUGGAAAACAUGACUGGUUUGGUGUUUAGGCUCACAUUGACAUUGCUUAAACAUUAACAUAAUUCGGACAAGUUUGCUGUUUAAGUUACUGAUAUUGGUUAAACUUAUACUAGAUUCUGGCUUCAAUCGCUGUGACACUCAUUAAACAUAUUCCAGGCCUUAUGUUUACGUUGCUGGGAAUUUGGCUAAACACAUUCCUGGCUUGAUGUUUAGGUUGCUGUGAUUUUUCAAAUAUACUAGGACUAGUGUUUAGCCCAGUCUAGGCCGUGUUUUUAGGUUAUUGUGAACUUGGCUAAACACAUUCCAGGUUUGGUGUUUACGUUCUGGUGACUUUGGGCAAACACACACAAAACCUAGUGUUUAGCUUGCUGUGACACGGGCUAAACAUGUUUCAGGCCUGGCGUUUAGGUUGCUGUGAACUUGGCGAAACAUAUUUCACGCUUGAUGUUCUUGUUGGCAUGACAUUGCGUCGAUAUAUUGCAAGCCUAGUGUUUAGGUUAAUGUGUCACUAGCUAAACGUAUUCCAGGCCUAGGGUUUAGAUUGCUGUGACCCUGAAUAAGCUGUGCCAAAUCUGAUGUUUAGAUUGCUGUGAAUUUAGCUAAACCUUAUUCAGGCCUGGAGUUUCGGUCACUGUGGCAUUCAUUAAACAUGUUCUAGGCCAAAUUCAUGUUUAGGUCACUUUGACAUUAGUUAAACACCUGGGAUGUUUGGUGUUUAGGUUGCUGUGAAUUACCCCACCAAAAUCUAUCUCUGUUCAUUUCUCCUUGUUAUUGAUUAUCCCAUCCUCUUUCCCUCUUUCUUCCUUUAUUUCUUUGUUCCUUCCCGUCUUCCGUCUUCUGGUAUACUAAAUCAAUAAAUAAAUCGAUUAAUCGAUCAGUCAGCUAGCCGAAUAUAGAAAAUGAUGUGCUGCUGAGUAAAAUAUAUAAAAGAAAAACAUGAAAGGAAAUUAAAAAAAGUUCCCGAGCAGAGAUUUGAACCCUGGCUCUUCCUCCCCACCUAAGACAUAAUCUCCUUCUACUGUUUUGUUGGAUGAUUUAUGUUUGUUAUAUUGUUUCUUUGUAAGUUUCAGUUUCCUUGACAACGUGAUCAGGUGCUGAAAUACACCAAGAAAGAAAUUUAAAAAAACAACAAAAUAAAAUAAAAAACA